AUGCCAUCCAGUAGUAGUAGUAGUAGUAGUAUUGAUUAGAUACACAAAUUCAGUGAAUUUCUUUUUGGUGGAAAAAUGCUUUUCCUGACUUUAAUCAUUAUUGCUUCAACUAGCAUUAUCAUUGAAUGAUAGAUAGUAUAUAGGAGAGUAAAACUGGUUCAUGAGUUUAACUUGUAAUAUACGUAAUUUAGCUGGUCAAGUGAAAAACAGAUUAGUCGGUGAACGCAAGCGAUCACUUAGCUCAAAUGAUUCAAAUAAUAAUGACAAUAAUUCAGAGGAAGAAAUAAUUAAUCAGAUGAAUAGUCGACAAGAGAGUUCAAAUCCAUGUGAACAGCGUGAUCAACAGCAUCAUCGAAGUAAAACAGUAACAACAAUUAUAACUACACCACAGACACCGACAUCAACACCGAUGAUGAAAACAACAGCUACCUCACCUCGACAACAUGGUGGUACUACUCAUCGUAGACAGAGCAGUUCACCGAAUAAUUCCAGUGAUAAAAAAAGAUUCCAGAAACAGCAACAACAACAACAAUUGCAACUAGAACAACAGUUUCAGACGACAAGAUCAACAUGUCAGUGUCAUGGGAAUUGUAUCAAUUCUAGUCAACCGAAUUGUUCCUCGUCGACAAGUAAUAAUAGUAAUAAUAAUAGUAGGAUAGAGAAUAGUAAUCAACUGACACCACACUUAUCACCCUCAUGCACACAUAAUUCAACAUUGUGUUCUAGUAAAACUUGUAAACAAUCAAGCGGUAGUUCAUUUGUACCAUCUCCUAUAUUACAAGAACAAACACGAAAUUACUCAGUAGACGGGAAAGACAGUCAUAUUUGUAAUCAACAUCAACACCAUCGUCAGUAUCCUCAUCAUCCUCAUCACCAUCAUCAACAUCCUCAUCGUCAUCAACAUCAUCCGAAUGCACAACAGCAUCAAUCUAGACAACAUGUAUGUCUUUCGAACAAUGAUGAACAGUCAAGGAAUCAUAUGAAUCGUAAUGAAUUUCCACGUGAAGAUAAAACAUCCUCAGCAUCCUUUUGUUGUGACAAAUCACAGUUGUUUAAUCAAAAUCCAGGAAUAAUUUCUGAAAUUAUUGAUAAUACUACUAAUAAUAGCACUACUGUUAGCAAAAGUAAUACAAGUAAUCAAAAUAUAUUUCAAGCAAUUAAUUAUUCUUUAUUAAAUAAUAAGAAUAAUCCCCCUCAACUUUACGGUUCAACAUUACUAAUCCCUACAGUACCAGAUCUAUCCACUGGACAGAAUGAAAUUCGUUCUGGAAGUUUGGGAAGCGCUUACCCAUUACACUGUGCGCCGUAUCAUUUUGGACAGAAUAGAUAUGGUUUAUUUCAUGGUGCAGAUUACCAUUACAAACAACGUCAACAACAUCUACAACAACGUUAUCAUCAUCAUCAUCAGCAUCAACGCCAUGAUCACGAUCAACACCAUGAUCCUCUUCGAGAUCAAUAUCAACAUCAUCAUAAUAGUAAUAGUAAUAAUAAUACUAAUCCAAGAUUAACAAUGAGUUAUUCAGAGUUAUUGAAUUCUAUGAUUCCACAACACUGUCACAGUCAACUGUCAACACAUAACAAUACUAAUGAUGAUGUUAGCAAUAGUAGUAUGAGUAAUAAUCACAAACCAGAUAGUUUUGAAGGUGUAACCAACUUAUCCAAACCUAAAACAGGGAAUUCAAGCAACAGCGAAGCGCCAAACACCACCAUCCAACACCUCUGUGUUGACAAUUGUAACAAUGAUUGCCAUAUUAGCAUAAAAGACAAUAAUAAUAAGGAUAAACAACUAUCACAAAGUCCUAAAUUACUAAUAAACAAUUCAGAAAUAAUCAAUAAUCAAAUUGAAGAUUACCAUUCAACUUGUUCUCCUCAAAACCAGUCAAUCUCACAGCAUAAUUCUAAUCUUGAUAUAAAUCCGCCAGUGUUGCCAACACGUACUAGUUCAUUAAUUAUGCAUCAAAAACUUUAUCAUAUGAAUAAAACAGAUCUGAAAAGAAAUAUCACCUUAUCAUCAUGUAUGAUACCUGGUCCUUCAUCUUCUUCAUCAUCUUUAUUACCGUUGCAUAAUAAAGUUGAUUUUAUGCAACAAAGUAUGAUUGAUUAUCCAUAUAAUUAUGACAUAACAACAUCUAGUAGUCAGUCGCAACAAUUUAUCAAUCCAACUGAAAGUCAACAACAUUCACGUAGUCAUAGUACACUUUCAACAAGACGCGGAGGAUUUAAAUCCUAUGAAAAUACAUCACAACCAGCGACAAUGACCUCUUCCACUGAGACUGUAUCUAAUCAUGAAGUAAUGACAACCUCAUUUUUACAACAACAACAACAACAACAGCCCUCACCUAAUUUAUCGAAUAAGAAUAUUAACAGUAAUAAUAAUAAUAAUGUUGAUGACGAUGUUAACAGCAGAAGUAUAGAUGAAGAAUUCGAAAGAUCAUUCCCAGGUACACUGAAUGACUCAUUCAACGAUGAAUCAUCACCUUGUCAAGAUAAAUCCUCCUUAGAUGAUAAAAACAGUAAAUUUCUAAUUCCUGAUCCUAUCCCAAUCAGUCCAUCAUGUGGUGCUUUAGAACAAUUUAUGCCGAUGAAUCAUGCCUCUAGACUACUUGGUCGUAUGUCUGACAAAUUACGUGAUGGCCGACUAGCUGAUGUCAUUCUACUGGCUGGUAUCAAGUCAACAUCAACAUCCACGUCAUUAAUGAAUACAAAAUGUGCGAAUUUAAUUUCUGAUCACAAUUAUUCAUCAACUACUAAAAUGGAUUUAAGUAGUCUACCUGACGAGUUGAUAGUUCGCAUACCUGCACAUCGUGUGAUAUUAGCUGCAGCUAGUGAUUAUUUCGCUGCUAUGUUUAGUAAUGAAUUGAAAGAGGCUACGGAACAAGAAAUCUGGAUUCAUGAAGUUGAUCCGUAUGCCUUGAAAGCAUUGAUCAAUUAUAUUUAUACAGGUCAUUUAGAUUUACGUGAAGAGACAGUUGGUGAUUUAUUGGCAGCUGCUUGUUUUCUACAAAUCACUGAAGCAUCACAAGCAUGUGAAAGAUUUUUAACGAAACGUUUAGAUGCAACAAAUUGUUUAAGUAUGUCACGUUUAAGUGAACAGUAUGGAUGUCAUUUAUUGAGGAAACGUUCAACAAAAUUUGUGUUGGAACACUUCUCGGACGUUUCUCAACAACCAGAUUUUCUAAAUUUAACUUUCAAAGAACUUGUUACACUGGUUUCAUCCGAUCGGUUAAGAGUUUCCAAUGAAGCAACUGUAUUCGCUGCCUGUUUAAGGUGGACAAGAAAUGCAAUGGUUCAAGAAAACAAGCCAACGACUAAAUCAGAUGGAAAUGAAUCUUUAUUGGCCAGUUUACUAAGACAUGUACGAUUGACACAAGUGCCUCCUCGCCUUCUAAUUGAUGCUUUAGAAAAAGAAGCAUUAUUUCAAGAAGAUCUUAUGGCAAUACGUUUAAUUAUCUCUGCACUACGUGUACACUUCUCGUCAGAUUCACUUCACUUGCAGACACAUAAAACUCAACGUAGAACUAAUAUGGAAUGUUGUCUUAAAUAUAAUACAGUGACAAACAACUCCACGCAUAUUGUCAAGACUAACACAGCCGACAAUAAUAACAGUAAUAAUAUUAGUGGUGUUAUGAACCGUUUACCAGAUACCAAAGCAUCAUCUCUGUCUUCUUUCUCAUCCUUAUCUACUGCAUCAAUUGAUGAGUCAAACUCAAUCAGCACUUCGCCUCAGCAGCAGCAACAACAACAAACGGAAAGAGUCGGCAUUAACAAUCAAGAUCCCAGUCAUAAUUUGUAUCAUCAUCAAGGUCAUUCUGCUGAUCAGCCAUAUCAAUCUCCACAGUUCAACAACUGCAGAAAAUCGCAUAAUCAAGUCUCAGAUAGUCAUAAAUGUGAUGCAUAUAUGAUGAAUAAGCCGAGACCAUCAACAAUUGGACGUUUAUGGGCACUCGGUGGAAAAACUAUGACAACUACACGUGCACUACAAGAAAUUCUUGAAUAUGAUCCAUACUGGAAUACUUGGCGUACAAUUGGUCAACUGCCUGGUCAAAGACAACAAUGCGGUUGUAUAAUAUUAACAGAUGGUCGUCUAUUAGUUGUCGGUGGAAGAGAUGAACUCAAGACUCUGAGUACAGUUGAAUGUAUCAAUAUUGAAGAAAUGUCUCAAAUGUAUGAAUUCAAUUCAGAGUAUCAGAAAAAGUUGAGUAAUAAAUCCCCGUUAGAAGCAGCAACAUCAAAACAAGGCGUAUCCAGAAGUUCUGCUCGACAGCAUAGUACUGAUCGUAAUGAUAUAAGGAGUAAUGAGAAUCAACAGGAUUUAUCCACUGAAUUGAAUAGUAACAGUGCUACUGCACUUUGCCCUACAACUACCUCCUACAGAUCAGAACAACAAACACAGAAUAUGCCAAGUAACUCUACAACAAUGAAUAGUAAAGAAAUACAGAGUAAAGGAGAAGAAUAUAGCAGUUGGAAGAUUGUAUCAGCAAUGGCAACACAUCGAUUAUACGCUGUCGGUGGUAGAGAUGGCAGUGCUUGUCUUCGAACUGUAGAAAGAUUUAAUCCACACACUCAACAUUGGUGUUUUAUUGCUCCUAUGCUACAUCGACGAGGUGGAGUUGGUGUCGGUGCUGUCGGUGGACGCUUAUAUGCUGUUGGUGGACACAAUGCACCACCUAAUCAACCACAUGCAUUAAGAACAGCUAGUGUUGAAAUGUAUGAACCGCACACAGAUAUGUGGACAGAAGUAUCUGCUUUAUCCUC
This is a messenger RNA of Trichobilharzia szidati, 4755 nucleotides long. The record is from the annotation of a GenBank genome assembly. NCBI's taxonomy places the organism in Eukaryota, Metazoa, Platyhelminthes, Trematoda, Strigeidida, Schistosomatidae.